AUGGAGAAGGGGUACAGCACGGUCGCUUUCGACGGGGCGCCCAGCUACGCCCACACGCCCUCGCACCACGCGCCGCAGUUCCCCAACCACUCCUUUAAGCACGAGGACCCCAUGGGUCAGCAGGGCUCGCUGGGCGAGCAGCAGUACUCCGUGCCGCCCCCGGUCUACGGCUGCCACACCCCCACCGAGAGCUGCCCCGGCAGCCAGGCCCUGCUGCUGAGGACGCCCUACAGCAGUGACAAUUUAUACCAGAUGACCUCCCAGCUUGAAUGCAUGACCUGGAAUCAGAUGAACCUAGGAGCCACCUUAAAGGGAAUGGCUGCUGGGAGCUCCAGCUCAGUGAAAUGGACAGAAGGGCAGAGCAACCACAGCACAGGGUAUGAGAGCGAGAACCACACGACCCCCAUCCUCUGUGGUGCCCAGUACAGAAUACACACCCAUGGCGUCUUCCGAGGCAUCCAGGAUGUACGGCGUGUCUCUGGAGUGGCCUCCACGCUUGUCCGGUCGGCCUCUGAAACCAGCGAGAAACGUCCUUUCAUGUGUGCGUACCCGGGCUGCAAUAAGAGAUAUUUCAAGCUGUCCCACUUACAGAUGCACAGCCGGAAGCACACUGGUGAGAAACCAUACCAGUGUGACUUCAAGGACUGCGAGAGACGGUUUUCUCGCUCAGACCAGCUCAAAAGGCACCAAAGGAGACACACAGGUGUGAAACCAUUCCAGUGUAAAACUUGUCAGCGAAAGUUUUCCCGGUCCGACCACCUGAAGACCCACACCAGGACUCAUACAGGUAAAACAAGUGAAAAGCCCUUCAGCUGUCGGUGGCACAGUUGUCAGAAAAAGUUCGCGCGGUCAGACGAGUUGGUCCGCCAUCACAACAUGCACCAGAGAAACAUGACCAAGCUCCAGCUGGCGCUUUGAGGGGCCCAACCCAGGGACAGCUCGGCAUCCCAGGCCGAAGGUGAAGACUCUUCCGAAUCUGCUUUUGAUA
Psammomys obesus (fat sand rat) is the source of this 988-nucleotide messenger RNA. RefSeq names its product WT1 transcription factor (gene Wt1). The transcript is spliced from 10 exons. Gene Ontology annotation, molecular function: RNA polymerase II cis-regulatory region sequence-specific DNA binding; DNA-binding transcription factor activity, RNA polymerase II-specific. Gene Ontology annotation, biological process: regulation of transcription by RNA polymerase II. The record is from RefSeq and is a predicted model, not a curated record. Gene Ontology annotation, cellular component: nucleus. The coding region runs from base 1 to 918 and encodes 305 amino acids. NCBI's taxonomy places the organism in Eukaryota, Metazoa, Chordata, Mammalia, Rodentia, Muridae.